Molecule: messenger RNA, 921 nt
Organism: Fomitopsis serialis
Lineage: Eukaryota; Fungi; Basidiomycota; Agaricomycetes; Polyporales; Fomitopsidaceae
Exons: 3
Coding region: 1-921 (306 amino acids)
Molecular function (GO): protein binding
Source: RefSeq, a predicted model, not a curated record
AUGUCCCAUCCAUGUGGCUACGCACCGCAGGACGAACCGCCAUCAGCCACACUCGUAACUCCCGCAUUCCUACCCUUCGACAGAGCAGACGCCGAUCUCAUUCUACGCACCGCCGACAAUGUCGAGUUCCGCGUGCACAAGCUCACCAUGCGCAUGGCGUCCGAGAUAUUCGAAGAGAUGUUCAGACUCGGAUACGCCGCCGCACCGUCCGAAGACGAUGCGUACGGGAUACCUGUCGUGCGAGUCACCGAACACUCUUCGAUCAUUGACCCACUACUCCGGAUUAUAUACCCAAUACAAGACCCCGUGCUAGAUGUCCCCACGACCGCCUGCGAAGUAAUGCGCGCAUCGCUCAAGUACGAGAUGGAAGUAGCCAUGACCUUUGCGCAGCGGGUGCUCAUGGAUCCCAAGGUUGCAGCCAAAGACCCACUGGCGGUCUACGCCGCUGCGUGCCAGAUGCGGAUGCCCAGCCUCGCUCUCGAGGCAGCCAAGCUCAGCCUACGCCACGACCGGAUAUUCCUGGCAGUCGCUGCGCCAGUAGGACUGGACAGUCUCCCUGCCACCAUCCUCUUUGCGCUCAUGCAGUAUCGCGAGAAGUGCAAGGCCGUCGUGCAACGCUUCGUACAGGAUGACCGGGUGUGGAAGAGCUGGAGCGGAUUCCGGCACUUUCUCUGUGGGAUCUGCGAUCCUCGUCCAUCAACGACGACAGGCCGCCGCGUGAAGGCGCCUAUGCCCGGGCCCGUGCCCGACAUGGGCGAGGUCUUGCUCUCGUCGAUGCUGUUGAUGGCCGGCUCGCGGGAGAUAACCAAGUGUGUGUCGUGCCGCAUGUCUAUCGUCAGAGACGUGCGGGAACUUCACGCGGAGAUCUUGGCAGAGAUUCAGCGUUCUGUGGCGAUGAUCAAACUCGACCUUGUUCUAUAA